GCUACAUCUUAUGUUAACGCUAUCCAGGCUAUUGGUAGUUCUUCUCGCUUCUAUCUACGUGGCGAAUGCCUUGCACUUUUACUUGAACACGGGAGAGUCGAAGUGUUUCUUCGAGGACUUGCCUUACGGCACUUUCGUUGUUGGGAAACUAAACGCCGAGGAGGUGGACCCAACAACGGUCGAAUAUUCCGCACCAUCCUACCUCAAAAUCGCCGUAACUGUGGAUGAAACGUUCGACAGCCACCGCGUAGUAGCCCAGAAGAUCACCCCCAACGGGGAGUUUACAUUCACCGUGCUCGAUGACGGUGAGCACAAGUUCUGUGUCACACCGGUCCACGAUAAGGGCCACGGGAAAAAGGCCAAAACCCGAAUCUUCUUCGACAUGGCCUUUGAUUCCACACAUACUAUCACCGGCAGCAAAGGUAAGACGGACCACCACUGGUUGACGGAUCGUGUGAACGAGAUGAACACCAAGUUAGAGCUGAUACAGAUGGAGCAGUUCAGCAUCCGUGGGAAGGAAGCACAGUUCCGUAAUACAUCCGAGGCCGUCAACGCAAAGAUCUUGCGCUAUACGGUACUCCAGGUGCUCGUGUUGAUGGCCACCGCAGGCUGGCAGUUACGCCAUCUCAGGCGUUUCUUCCAGAAGCAAAAGGUGGUGUAGGAGGCUGUGUGUUUAUUGCAUAUAUUUCAUGUAUAAAACCAGUAUAAAUUAAGC
Babjeviella inositovora NRRL Y-12698 is the source of this 715-nucleotide messenger RNA. It is a transcript of the gene ERP5, whose product is annotated as Erp5p. Gene Ontology annotation, biological process: endoplasmic reticulum to Golgi vesicle-mediated transport; Golgi organization; intracellular protein transport. Bases 11 to 661 code for a protein of 216 amino acids. Lineage: Eukaryota; Fungi; Ascomycota; Pichiomycetes; Serinales. The record is from RefSeq and is a predicted model, not a curated record. Gene Ontology annotation, cellular component: endoplasmic reticulum-Golgi intermediate compartment; endoplasmic reticulum; COPII-coated ER to Golgi transport vesicle. The transcript is spliced from 3 exons.